This is a messenger RNA of Choloepus didactylus (southern two-toed sloth), 459 nucleotides long. RefSeq names its product histone deacetylase complex subunit SAP18-like. The transcript has a single exon. The record is from RefSeq and is a predicted model, not a curated record. Gene Ontology annotation, biological process: negative regulation of DNA-templated transcription. NCBI's taxonomy places the organism in Eukaryota, Metazoa, Chordata, Mammalia, Pilosa, Megalonychidae. Gene Ontology annotation, cellular component: nucleus. The coding region runs from base 4 to 459 and encodes 151 amino acids. Gene Ontology annotation, molecular function: transcription factor binding; transcription corepressor activity.
AAAAUGGUGGUGGAGUUGUGCAUUAGUCAGGAGAAAAUUAAGAAGGAACCCGAGAAGCCAGUAGACGGGAAGAAGAUAUGUCAGCUGCUGCCGUGGUUCUUCACCACAAAUAACGGCAGCCGCCACUGGAUGGAUGAGUUCUCCCACAGAAACAUGUCCUCCAGUGAGCUGCAGAUCUGCACUUGGAAGAACGCAACCUUGAAAGAACUGACUAGAAAGAGAAGUUUACCCAAAAGCCAGAAAGAAGGAUACACAUUUCAAUUUUGCAGAGGUUUUAGUGAUCUUAAAAGACCUGGCUAUCGAGUAAAGGAGAUUGGCAGCACCAUAUCUGACAGAAAGGGGACUGAUGAUUCCCUGAAACUGCAGUCGCAGAUGUUCCAAAUAGGAGAUUACUUGGACAUCGCGAUCACCCCUCCAAAACGGGCACCGCCUCCUUCUGGGCCCAUAAGACCGUAUUAA